Molecule: messenger RNA, 321 nt
Organism: Amyelois transitella
Lineage: Eukaryota; Metazoa; Arthropoda; Insecta; Lepidoptera; Pyralidae
Exons: 4
Coding region: 1-321 (106 amino acids)
Source: RefSeq, a predicted model, not a curated record
AUGAUAACGAAUGUUGGGUUGAUGAUAACUGGCGACACCACUUCUAUACAUGACACGGUCAACUACAUUGUGAUGACGCAAACGUGCUGUCAGCCCGGAGGAUCUGAAGACCCAAGAUGUAUUCCUAUCCCUGUUGCCGAAGACGAUUUAUACCUCAGGAAUACUGGAGUAAGAUGUUUGAAUCUCACCAGAGCUAUCACGUAUCAGAGUUUGGGUUGCGUACCUAAAUCCGUGCCGAACGCUAGACUCUGUCACCUUGUAGCAAGGAAAACGAACAUGGAUCACGGUUGUUGCGCUAGGCUUAGUGAAAUUGUGCAUUAA